AUGGUUGCCAAUCCCUUCAAGAGCGACAAGUCCGAGUCGGCCUCUGCCGACGCCGCGGACAAGAAGCCUGCCGCGCUUUCGGCGUUCCUGUCGCCCGCCUCGCGUUUUAUCAGCAAGAAGGACGACUCCAAGCAGCUGUCGCCCGACGACAUUGCCCUCAAGGUGGCCAGCAUGCUCAAGCCUGGCCCUCCCUUCUACAGUACCGUCUCGUCGGCCGACCUGAUCGACAACCUCGGUUCGGCAUCGAUUAUGAACUGCGACAGUCUGCGCGCAAAGGCGCAGGUGGCCAUGCAGUCCCAGGCCACGCAGCUCCAGAUUAACGGCGCCUCGUCGGCUACCGAGCCGACCGAAUGGCUUGGCGUGGGCACUGUCUGGACUGCUCUCAACGGCAUGCCAUCCGGCAGAAAGGCAUUCGUCAUUCCCAAUGACUCUACCACUGUCUCUGCCCAGUCCAAGGAUGACGACGACGACGAUGACGGCCUCUGGUCGAGCAUCAUGGUGUCCUGUGACACAAAGGGAGAAAACCUUGCCCUCGAGCGCUCUGUCGUCGUGCCGACGCAGGUGCUGCACACCAAUCAUUACUACCAGGGAAAUUCCAAGGCGCUUUUUACCACCAUUGGCGCAGGAAAAGAGUACAAGUGGGACAACUUUGCAGACUACAAGGACGACGGCGCGACCAAGAGCAUCGCCAGCUUCUUUGUCCUGCCCACGUCGUCGACCAUCGAGAUGUGGAACUGGCCGUCGUGGAUUCCCUUUCUGGGUGACAAGGACAAGGACAAGGACAAGGCCAAGGACGGAGAUAGCCAGAAGCCGGCCGAGGGUGGGACCACACCUACGGACAAUAAGAAGAAGCGUGUGUGGGUCGCCUCGACGUCAAAGAUCAGCUGCCACGCUACGUGGUGGGGCUACACGCUGUACCUGCCCAAGGCCGUCUUCUCUGAGAUCGAGUCAGACGUGGACCAGGCAGAAAAGAUUGCCAACAUCAUCCACACUGUCCUCACCACCAUCCUCGACAAGAUCUCGUCGCUGCCCAUCCCCAUCGCCCUGCAGGCCGUCGUGACGGUGCUCAAGGCCAUUGCUCCUUCUACCUCGUACAUCUCCACCUUCAUUGGCUGGUCCUGGGACCAGAUCAAGAGCUUCGACAAGGGUCAGGGCGUCGAGCUUUCGGCCACCUGGAUCCUGCCCAUUGCCCUGAUUCCGCACACGUGGGACGCACCCACGGCCCCGCCCGACAACAACGGCGAUGGCACGCCCGACGGUGCACCGGUCGCUGCCCCUCAGCAGCCUGCCGAAGGACAGCAGCCCGCGACGCCUGCGCCUGCUCCUCAGCAGCCUGCCACGCCUGCUGAGCCUGCCCCUUCCACACCUGCUGAUCCCGCUCCUGCUACACCUGCUCAGCCUGCCCCUGCUGCCCCUGCUGCCCCUGCUGCCCCUGCUGCCCCUGCUGCCCCUGCUGCCCCUGCUGCCCCUGCUGCCCCUGCUGCCCCUGCUGCCCCCGCUGCCCCCGCUGCCCCCGCUCAGCCUGCUGAACCAGAGCCUGCUGCGCCAGCCGCGCCCGUUCAACCCACUGAGCCAGCGACUCCCGCCGUGCCUACUGCGCCCUCGACGCAGACCCCCGAGGCACCCCAGGAGGACGACAAGGCGCCCGAAGCGACGUCGCCGGCUGAUCACACCGACAAGAAGGAGCCGGCAGCUACCACCCCUGCUGCGCCUGCGGUGCCCGCCACUCCUGCUACCCCUGCCACCCCGGCUGCACCCAAGCCCGAGGUGCCCGCGCCCGGUGCAACGGCCCCACCGGCCAAUCCCGACGUAUCGGACGGAAUUGACUGGAGCGACAACCCGAUCUAUGCGCCCGGAAAGGAGCCAUUGGGAGGUGACGUGCUGGGUCGGGGUGACCCCAACGUGGCUGCCCCGCCAUCGAUGGGCGACGCGCCGACGCCUACGCCUCCGGCCAACAACGACGGAGAUGACUCGGCCGACACGCCUGCGCCUGCCGCACCCGCCGCACCCGCUGCUCCAGCUGGCAAGACGGCCGCGUCCACCAAGAAGAAGCUCUUUGGAAAGAGUGUCAAGGCCUAG
Molecule: messenger RNA, 2079 nt
Organism: Acaromyces ingoldii
Lineage: Eukaryota; Fungi; Basidiomycota; Exobasidiomycetes; Exobasidiales; Cryptobasidiaceae
Exons: 4
Coding region: 1-2079 (692 amino acids)
Source: RefSeq, a predicted model, not a curated record